AUCAACAAGUACUGGUAUUUGUUGUGGGGCACGUCUGUCUACUUAUAGUAUACUUGGCUGUCUUCGCUCUCUACGUUUGGCGACCUGAGAGCACAGCCUCUACGGCAAUGCAUAAAACAACUCUAUAUUGUUUGUCAUUGAAUACCGAGUUGAAAUAGUACUAACGUACAGCAGCACCCGCUCAAGUGGCUAUCGGCUCAUACUCCGCCAUGACAAUUGACGGCACUGUGACCAGAUACGACUCAAGGUGGAACAUGUCAUCGAGCUGGGUAGGACAGCCUUCACCAAGGCUAGAUGCGUUAUGGGAUGAGUUGACACCACCAAUACCGCGGAUCCGACUUACACACAACGAAAUGCUAUGGGCUGGCUACGACAUCCACGACGCCUUACUUCUCGAUGAUGGGGACCACACAGCCAUCUUGAACGUUCACCACCAGUUGCAUUGUCUAAAUGCAAUCCGGAAAAUGACAUACAUAGAUUAUUAUACAGCAUUGGGUCAACAUGAAAGCCACGCUUUGGCGAAAAACCACGUUGACCAUUGCAUUGAAAUGCUGAGACAGUCUUUGAUUUGCUAUGCCGACAUUUCAGUGAUGCCAUAUAUCAAAGAUGGGGAAGGUCAUGUCAGACCGGACUUUGAUGUAGCUAUGCAGUGUCGAGACUACGACAGGAUUGUUAAAUGGAACUGGGAAAACAUCGAUCGCCGACCUCUGCCGGCACCUGUCAGCGAUGAGUGACAGUAAGCGUUGCGAUUAUAAGAUGACCAAACUAGAUAGCAACCAAAUUUUACAACAUAAUAUCAAAGAUUCUAUCCAACUUUGAUUGACCUGUUUCACCAGGAUAUUGUUGGAUUCCGGUAGCGCCGAUUGUGCUACAGACCAACGCCCCGUUAGUACUACCUCGGUACCUGCAUGAUGACAAUAUACGAGGAGGAAAUUUAUCCCGCGCCGCACUGUUGGAGUAUGGCUCCAACAUGAACUGCUCAUUUCGUCCCCUCUUCU
Molecule: messenger RNA, 998 nt
Organism: Mollisia scopiformis
Lineage: Eukaryota; Fungi; Ascomycota; Leotiomycetes; Helotiales; Mollisiaceae
Exons: 4
Coding region: 210-734 (174 amino acids)
Biological process (GO): mycotoxin biosynthetic process
Source: RefSeq, a predicted model, not a curated record